Molecule: messenger RNA, 2066 nt
Organism: Hippocampus zosterae (dwarf seahorse)
Lineage: Eukaryota; Metazoa; Chordata; Actinopteri; Syngnathiformes; Syngnathidae
Gene: doc2a
Product: double C2-like domains, alpha
Exons: 11
Coding region: 196-1395 (399 amino acids)
Source: RefSeq, a predicted model, not a curated record
CGCAAAGCGUAAAGAAAAAAAAGGGGCUGAACAACUCCCAUCGUUUGCUUGCUUGCUUGCUUGUCCCCCUCCCCUCACUAUUUCCCCCUUUGCUGGAUGCCGCCCGCCUCAAUCUCCGCCUGGUAGUUAGUUGACACCCGCAUCUGCUGGACGACACUUGCUUCAGGUUCAUCCGGGUCAUCUCAACUAGGCCGGAUGAGCACGAGGCGGACCAGGAAGAAGCUGAGCAUCUCCAUCCAAGAGCACAUGGCUAUCGAUGUGUGCCCGGGCCCCAUCCGACCCAUCCGCCAAAUCUCUGACUACUUCCCCCACCGUUCGUCCACCUCCCCGACACCCCCGUCAGGCCUCGGCCCCUCCGGACCGGGGUAUGGCCAUGGUGGCGGUGACGCCGACGCUUCAGUGGACGCCACUGGCUCGGACAGCGACGACUGCACGGCAUUGGGAACUCUGCAGUUUGAGCUGCGGUACGAGCAGGCGACCAGUCAGCUGCACUGCACUGUGAUCAGAGCCAAGGGCCUGAAGCCGAUGGACUUCAACGGCUUGGCGGACCCUUACGUCAAAGUUCAUCUGCUACCCGGCGCAUGCAAGGCCAAUAAACUGAAGACAAAGACCAUCCGCAACUCUCUGAACCCCGUGUGGAACGAGACGCUGACCUACGAGGGAAUCACGCCGCAAGACAUGAAUAGGAAGAUGCUCAGGCUGACAGUGUGCGACGAAGACAAGCUGACUCACAACGAGUUGAUUGGCGAGUCACGGGUUUCUCUCAAAAGAGUCAAAGCGGACCACAACAACCAUUUCCACACGUGCCUGGAACAUCCUCCGCCGCUGCCGUCUCCAAGCACCAUGGGUGAAGCUCUGCGAGGGAUCUCCUGCUACUUGCGAGAGUGGGAGAACGAGCAGCUGCACAGUUUGGAGGAACGAGGUCGCCUUCUCCUUUCGCUACAAUUCUUGCCUCCGGCCGAUGACGAGCCGGAUGACAGCGGCGGUGGCGGCGGCGAGGGUCUCUGCGUGGGCGUGAAGCGCUGUGCUCACCUGGCAGCCAUGGACGUCAACGGCUUCUCCGACCCCUACGUCAAAAUAUACCUGAAGCCUGACAUCCACAAGAAAUCCAAACACAAAACUGCUGUGAUGAAGAGGACACUCAACCCCGAAUUUAACGAGGAGUUCUUUUACGAGAUGUCAUUGUCAGAGCUGGCCAACAAGACUCUGGAGGUGACGGUGUGGGACUACGACUUGGGACGCUCCAAUGACUUCAUAGGCGGCGUGUGUCUGGGUGCUCACUCUAUGGGCGAUGCCCAUCGCCACUGGACCGACUGUCUGAAGAACAAAGGCCAGCAGGUGGAGCGCUGGCACAUCCUGACCAAUCAGCUGCCCAAAACAGGCAACCACAACUAAUGUGACCGCAACACAGGAAGCAGCGGCUGAAGUGCACCAUCGCAAAAAAAAAAGACAGUUGGCGAGUCUUCGCUGCAGCCCAAGCAUGUGAGCACCACACAUUCACAGACAUGCUGCAAGAGGAAAAAAACGGAACCCUGUUUCAGGUGUUGAGACUCCACAUAAAAUGUUUUAUUUUUUCAUAAAACCACAAAAUAUGAACCAGUUUAUCAAGGCAGAAGGAGAAAAAGGCAAGCAAAAGGAUAGUUGGUAGUUUGAGGCUGACGGCAUUGAUCGAGCAAAGUUUUUGCUGACCAUGAUUUUGGGUGACAGAGACUUUCCCUGCUUUGCUUUCUAGCCACAGUUACAUAUUGAAUUCUCAAUAUUGCUGAGUAUUCUUAAAAAAAACACACACACACACAGCGGUCUUGCUAUAUCACCAUUCACCUUUUGCAGGUUCAGCGCAUGGUGGAUUUUUUUGGGGGGGUACUGUAUAUUCGCUACACAGCGGCAUUUUGCAGUGUUUUUUUUUUCUAACGUAGUUUUUCUGCAGUCUCAUGUAAAAAGCACACGCCAGGAGGAGAGUAACACUUAAUAAAACAACAUGUGAAAUGUAGCUGUCUUAAAUGACCCUUACAUGACACAACUGCGUCGCUACGGUAAAAAAUCGUCAGCAAAUUUAAUAAAGCAUA